AUUAGCAUAAUGGAAUCAAUUGUCAGCCAUUUUCUACGAUAGAAGGCCACAACAAAAGUCGACUGAAGACAACAAAGUGAUACUUUCUCGUUUUUACGAGAUUUCAAACAAUGAAGGCAAUAUGGGUUAUAGGGGCGACCCUUGUUUUAAUGGAUUUUAUUUCUGGAAUGUCAGAGACCAAUGCACAUGAUCCAGUAAUAAACUCAAAGUUCAAAAAUGGUAGGGGAUUUCCCGUUUUUCAUGGGAACAUUACAGAAGGAAGUCGGGUAGUUCAGCUUGAUCAGCCACUCAAAGCCACAGAUGAGGACACUGUGGGCGGGGCAAGGUUUAUAUGUGGAUAUAGACUUAUCUCCCCUCGUAAGAACAUUCCCUUUACUGUGGAACUAUUGGACAGAACCACAGGAGAAGCCCAAUUGAAAGUAGCUGAUGGCCGAAAGGUCUCAUUUGAAAAGCGGAAACGGUACAAGUUCUCCGUGAUAGCUUAUGAUUGUGGGCAACCAGCACGUGAAUCAAACAGAGCUGUAAUUUUCGUUCGGGUGGAGGAUGUGGACCGUUUUGCCCCCACUUUUGAUAAGCCUGACUAUGUGGUGGAUCUGGAGGAGGACAGGUUAUAUGACCCCUUGUUCACGCUACACGCCCACGACAAAGACAGGACAAAAGAGUUCAAACAGAUCUGUGAAUAUGAACUGGAAACCCCGAAUGUUCCAUUCUCUGUAGAUAGGAAUGGAAACAUUCGUAACACACAGAAAGUCUACUACCAAGAUAGACAUAACUUUAUUUUGAAAAUCAUCGCCAGAGACUGUGGAGGAAGGCAGUCUAAGGCGGUAUUUAUCAACGUCAUAGUCCGGGAAAAAUGCAAGCCACAAUGGACAAAUUUCCCAGACCACCUCCAGUACCUGGCUGGCAGUGGAAAACAGAGGGUGGCCCCCAAAGCCAUCCUGAGAUGGUGUGAUGACACCUGCACCCCAGACCAGGUGACCCUCCAAAUGAAGCUGGCAACCAGUCACAUCGGCAAGGGCUGCGACCGCGACACAUACUCCAUCUCCUCACAGAGAAAAUUGUGUGGUGCUAAUGAUCACGGUAUAGACUUGCUGCCAUCCCCUAGCCUGACGUCUUCCUGGACACGCUUCCUGCCCACUGAUGACGGGAAGGAGAGUGACCAGGUGUUUUACUUUGAUGGUGAAAACAAUGCCGUGGAGGUGCCAGAAAAUGUCUUCAACCACACCCUGCAUAAGCACUUCUCCAUUAUGAUGUGGAUGAAGCAUGAACAUUCUGAAAUCAAGGAUAAAAAGUACCCCAAGGAGCACAUCCUCUGCAUGUCUGACGGGGAUAAUAUGAAUCGUCACCACUACUCCUUGUUUGUACAUGGAGAUAAACUGGUUCUCCUAGUCCGUAGAGAGGCAUCUGAUGCCUCCGACAUGGAGGUCUUUAGACCCGCAGAAUGGCGGUGGAAAAUUUCAGAGAUCAACCAAAGAGAUGAGUGGCACCACUAUGCCAUCAGCAUGAAUUUCCCUCAUGUUCAGUUGUUUGUUGAUGGGAACCUGGUAAUACCCAGUGAUGACAAUUCAGAAGUGGUUGAUGAUUGGCCACUUCACAAGUCAAACAAAGUUCAUGACACCAAACUCAUUGUUGGAGCAUGCUGGGAAGGUGGUCAUCAUAAAUUUAACCACUAUUUCCGUGGUUAUUUGGCUGGUUUGUCAAUCUUAAAGGGCAAGACAGAAAGUGAGAGGGUCAUUCGAUGUCUGAACAACUGCCAGGAAAACUUGGACUUUAGUGCUCUCAGUGCCAUGCACAGUGGAACAACUGUGAGCUUUAAUAGGGAGAUGACAGACUUUAGAAUUCAGAGUAAGAAUAUAUCUGAAGUACAGGCUUUAUUGAGAGAAGUCCACUACAUCAACAGCAGGAAAUUCCCCACUCCAGGCAGGCGAAACCUCACAGUGUCCACAGCUAUUCAUUGUGGGUCAGUGGAAACCUUCCUCCCUAAAGUAGACAGCUAUAUCCUGGUCAGACCAGCAGCCACCCCCUCCAUCACCCUGCGAGGUCACCCCUCCCUCAGUGCCAACGAGGACAGACUCAAGGCCGGGCUGAGGAUAUUUGAGGACAUCAAUAUAUCUGUAGAUUUUGCUGUGGAGAGAACUGGAGGAAAAGUGAACCACAUUCUGGGAAAAGAUGAAGUUAGAGAUGGUAAUUCUGACAUAGAACUGGGCAAGGAGGAGAAAUUACAGCUCAAAUUGGAGAGGAAGAAGGCAAAACAAGACACCACUAGCAAGGUUUCAGAUGCCCAGUUGAUCCUGCUAGAUAUGUGCACUGUUAAGGCAGAUCCCCCUCUAGAUCUUUACCAUGAAAGGCUUGAACUGCCCACAUCCAUUAUGAAUGAGUUCAACAUGAAAAUUGAGGGCACACAAACUAGUGAGGGCCUGGUCAUUUCGAAUGCAGAUAACAUCGAGGAUUAUAUCUUGGUGCUGAGAGGAAUUCUUUACGUCCAUGAAAAAGAUAAACCCUUUACAGGACGUAGCUUCCAUUUGUCAUGUUCUUCACAGAAUGGUCGCUUUAUCAGCAAUACCAUGGACAUCAAGAUAAUGAAGGUUCAAGAAGAAAACAAUGUGAUCCUGCCGUUGAGAGCCCAGCAGGCUGUUCAGCACAUCCAGCUUCCUUCUGUUAGUGGUACAGGCAAUAUGGCUGUCGGGGCAGCCUCUCCCAAUGUGGGUAUGGUGGCCAUUAUUGUGGUUUGUGUGGGCUUCCUCCUAUUUAUGAUUAUUCUUGGGGUCAUCAGAAUCCGGGCGGCCCACAGAAGGACCCAGGUGGUGCAGGUGGAGCCAGAGAUGGAGUGGGACAACGAAAUGAACCUCAUUGUCAAUCCCAUGGAUGAGGAGACACACCCACUCCAUGUGUUUGAUUAUGAUGAGGGUGUGGGGAAGUCUAUGAGGGACGACAGUGACUCUGAGGAUGACUGCAGUAGUUAUCAUGAGGAUGAGGAGGAUUCCUCAGACGAGGAAACCGUCCCCAAAAAAGAGUUAGAAUGGGACAAUGAACUGUGAGGAAAAAUAGAAAUCAAACACUUCAGUGCAAAGAAUUUCGAAUAAAUUUUUUGAUUUCAACUUUUUAAAAACUUACAUUUGGUGUAAAUCCCACCGAGUUAAGAUUUGUGAUUUUUUUUUCUAUUACUUACUUGAAAAAUUAGUAAGAAGGAGUAUGUCAAAGUGAGAAAUGUUUAAUAUUUGAAGUUUUAUUAUACAUACAUUUCUUUUUCAAAAAUCACAGCACAAUUGUGCACAACUUAUUCAUACAAGCAAGUACAAUUGUUGAUUGAGCUGUUAUUGUUAAGACUUGUACCUAAGAAUAUCAUAUCAAUGACAUUCACGUUCUGUAGGGUUGCCAUGGUGAUCAUGAUGCUUUAAUGUCCACAUUCUGUCAUUAUGUUGUGUUUGUUUUAUUAUGUAUGGUGCUGUUACUCGAAGAGUAUUUUUUUUUCAAGGGUUUAAUUUUAAAACUGCAGGUGAAGUUUUGUGGAUGACAUUUACUUCUGACAGUCAAAGGUACACAUACGUACUACAUAAUUAUUAUAUUUACUUCCUCUUUUUUUUUGCAUUCAGUUUAUUCCCCAAGAAUUCUUAUCAAGUUUUACCUUUCCAUUUUUUAAAAGAAAUCUAUCUUUAUCAUUCACGUGUUGUGAAUCUGAUAUUUGUAUAUAUAGAAUUAAUAAAUGUAAUGUAAACGUUGAUGUGAAUAUUUUAGCAAAGGUUGUAUAAUCUUUAUUAUAAUUAUUUUUUUAAAUUUUGAUUUAUUUUAAAAGCACUUUUUAUAACAUUCCAUUUAUUUAGUCAGUUAAAAUGAUGUACAUGUUUACACUUUUCAUCUGUUUGUUUUCUAAAAUCAUGGGCUCAGUAUUUACUUUUUAGAGGAAUUAUGAUAUUUCAGGGCUUACAUUAUGUGUUGUGAUUAUCAAUGUAUGUGAUUUUUGUGUCUGUAGCUAAGCAAUCUCAACAUAUUUCUCAUAUCAAUACAGACUUAUUCUCAAAAACACACCUAAUCCCCUAAUGUGUAACACUGUUGAGACAUCCUUAUAGGAAAGUUUUUUUAAAUUGCAUAUAUAUACAUGUACAUGUAUGUACAACCAACACUGAGAUUGUUGAAUGAUACAUGUUUAUGUUUAAUGAUAUUCUAUACCAGUGUCCAGUAAAUGAAAAGUUUUUUUUUUUUUUGUUUUUUUUACGUAAUUCUUGGAUGUAAUCGUGAAAUCAGAAUAUUUAAAUAUUUUAAAAGAAUUUUGUCCAUUCCAUAAUUUUUACUGUUUUUAAUCAUUUCAUUCCACACAGACAUUCAUUGACAAUUAAUUUUAUCAGAUGUAUAUACAGUAGUAAGAGAUAUCUUCAUUCCAUGAACAGACUACAUGUAGUUAAUUUAAAAGUUUUCAGCAAUAAAAUAUGUAAUUUUUUGCAUAAUACAGUAUUUUAAAUUGCACUUUAGAUGUAAGUUUAUGAUUAUGGGCAUUUUAGACUUAUUAUAUCUGCUUUUCAAAUUUCUUUUAAUGGCAUGAACUUUGCUGCCACCAUGUUCCUUUGAUUUAUACUGUAUGUACUAUUAUACAUAGGUUUAUCAUCAUUUGCUAUUUGAGCCUUUUUUAAACUGCAUAAAUCCAAAGGAAAACUAGACACAAACUUGUCUUUAUUGAGGAAUUUCUUUUAAGCGUAAAUGUUGGAAAAUUUUGACAAUUUGGCCACACAGUGAAUAUGGCAUGUAGUGUUAAUCAUUUUUGUAAAUAAAAAGCUAUCAUAUAAAA
Molecule: messenger RNA, 4780 nt
Organism: Saccostrea cuccullata (small rock oyster)
Lineage: Eukaryota; Metazoa; Mollusca; Bivalvia; Ostreida; Ostreidae
Product: calsyntenin-1-like
Exons: 17
Coding region: 111-3038 (975 amino acids)
Biological process (GO): homophilic cell-cell adhesion; positive regulation of synaptic transmission; positive regulation of synapse assembly
Cellular component (GO): cell surface; postsynaptic membrane
Molecular function (GO): kinesin binding; amyloid-beta binding; X11-like protein binding
Source: RefSeq, a predicted model, not a curated record